CGCUGCUGAAUGACAGGGUACUCGCUGUGUACCGGGGUGUCGUCUCAUCGUUCUGGGAAACACGAGGCGCGAUGACGUCACUCCGCCUGCGACCGUGAGGAAAGCAUAUCGCGCAUGCGCACUCGGCUGACCUUCCGGGGACAGAAGCAGCCAUGCCCGGGACCGUGGACGUGCCCCCGGCUGAGGAGCUGUCAGUGCAGGAGGUAAAUGUGAGCUCUGCUGUCCUGAAGGCUGCCGCCCACCACUAUGGGUCCCAGUGUGACACGGCUAAUAAAGAAUUCAUGUUGUGUCGUUGGGAAGAGAAAGACCCAAGAAAAUGUCUGAAAGAAGGCAGAAAAGUGAAUGAGUGCGCACUGGACUUUUUCAGGAAAAUUAAGACCCAUUGUGCUGAGCCUUUCACUGAAUAUUGGACUUGUCUGGACUAUACUGGCUUAUUAGAGCUCCGUCGGUGUCGUAAGCAGCAGCAGGUGUUUGAUAACUGUGUUCUUGACAAGCUUGGCUGGGUGAGACCCGACCUGGGAGAAUUGUCUAAGGUGACAAAAGUGAAGACCGACAGACCUCUGCCAGAAAAUGUCUUUCACUCAAGGCCAAGACCAGAGCCAAACCCUGCCAUUGAGGGAGAAUUAAAACCAUCCAAAUAUGGAAGCAAGAUGUUCUUCUGGAAUUGGUAGAUGUGCGUGUCCUUGCGUCCAGUUCUGGUCUUACGUCCGUACUUCAGCUUUAAUAUCUAUUUGGGAACAGAAUAAAUUAGUGAAACCUC
Messenger RNA from Hyla sarda, 760 nucleotides. RefSeq names its product NADH:ubiquinone oxidoreductase subunit A8 (gene NDUFA8). The transcript has 4 exons. Bases 153 to 671 code for a protein of 172 amino acids. The record is from RefSeq and is a predicted model, not a curated record. Lineage: Eukaryota; Metazoa; Chordata; Amphibia; Anura; Hylidae. Gene Ontology annotation, biological process: mitochondrial electron transport, NADH to ubiquinone.